This is a messenger RNA of Merops nubicus (carmine bee-eater), 590 nucleotides long. Its product is annotated as CD82 antigen-like. The record is from RefSeq and is a predicted model, not a curated record. The transcript has 3 exons. Lineage: Eukaryota; Metazoa; Chordata; Aves; Coraciiformes; Meropidae. The annotation marks the transcript as partial. Gene Ontology annotation, cellular component: membrane.
GUCGCCUGCUGUGGCUGGACUGGAGCAAAGGACUGGGAGAACAACGAGGUUCUCAUCAACCGAAGCCUGGCAGAAUAUCCCUGCUCCUGCUCCAACAGCUCCAAGGACGCUGGGGCAGACAGUGGUUUCUGUAAGCUGGACACCCCGGUCAACGGCACCGCCACGGCCGCGGACUGGCCUGUGCACGAGCAGGGGUGCAUGGCUGGUGUGGAGAACUGGCUGAAGGACAACCUUGGUGUCAUUCUCGGGGUCUGCACCGGUGUUGCAGUUAUAGAGCUGCUGGGAAUGAUCCUCUCCAUUUCGCUCUGCAAGAACAUACACAGUGAAGACUACACCAAAGUGCCCAAGUCUUGAGCUGGCUGACUCCAGAGCCACGGCCCCGCGGAGGAAGGAGCACACGGAACAUUCCUGCCUCGUACCCAGACUGUCCCACCACUGACCAUUAUUCCUGUGACAUCCCAUUUCUGAUACCACUCUGCUAAGAACUGUUAGAGCUGCAGUCCAACCUGAUCUUCUGGCAAUAGAGUCCUUGGGCCACCUCCAGCCUGCCUCUGGAUUAUUUCCACUUCAGGAAGCAGAACUUAACUGUC